Molecule: messenger RNA, 2520 nt
Organism: Pneumocystis jirovecii RU7
Lineage: Eukaryota; Fungi; Ascomycota; Pneumocystomycetes; Pneumocystales; Pneumocystaceae
Exons: 6
Coding region: 1-2520 (839 amino acids)
Biological process (GO): protein phosphorylation
Molecular function (GO): ATP binding; protein kinase activity
Source: RefSeq, a predicted model, not a curated record
AUGGAUUUUAGUUUUUUACAUAACUCUAAUUAUAUUCCGACAUGUCUUAAAGAUUAUUGCUUAUUACAACAACUUGGACGUGGUGCUUUUGGGGAUGUUUUCAGAGCAGUUCCAUUAAAGGGAGAACUAAAAAAUACAAAUUUAGCUUUAAAAAUAAUAAACAAAACAAAACUAACAUCACAAACUCGGCGUCAGCGAAUUAUAAAUGAAAUUUCUAUACAUUCUUCAUUAAAAAGACAUAAAAAUAUUUUAAAUUUUUAUGCUUCUUUUGAAGAUCACCAAAAUGUAUAUAUUGUUACACAACUUUGCUCUCAAGGGUCUCUUUAUUCAUUUAUACAGACACAAUCGUCUCUUCCAUUACAAGAAGAUAUUGUCAAAGGAAUAAUGAAGGAAAUAGUAUCAGGCUUAGUAUUUUUACAUUCUCAUAAAAUUGUUCAUCGUGACCUAAAAUUAUCAAAUAUUCUUCUUGAUGAAAAUAAUGUAGCAAAAAUAGCAGAUUUUGGUCUUUCUAUAGUUCUUCAAAACUUUUCAGACGAAGAAACGAUGACAUUAUGUGGAACUCCAAAUUAUAUUUCACCAGAAAUUAUCGCACAUAAGCCCAGUGGAUUAGCUUCUGAUAUUUGGUCUCUUGGAUGUAUUUUUUUUUGUCUUCUUGAUAAAUCACCUCCAUUUCAGUUAGAAAAUACUUCAAAGACAUUAGUUCAAGUCAUAAACGAGAACUUAAGACAAUUACCUCCUUGUGUAAGUUACGAAGCUAGGAACUUAAUAGAUAAAAUGCUUCAAAAGAAUCCAUCAGAUCGCAUCAAAACACAUCAAAUUUUAAAACAUCCAUUUUUUACAUCGUCAGAUCCAAAAAAAAAAUGCGAUUUAAAUCAAAAUUACGAAUCAACAGGAAAUUAUACAUUUUCAUCAAACUUUGAAAAAUUAAGAACUACUAAGGAUAUAUCAAAAUACAUUAAACAUGUAUCUGAUUUAACUAUAUCCGAAGCUAAUAAAGAUUUCAAAGAGAUUAAAAAAAAAAAUGCAAAAAUGUCACUAACAGAAAGAUUAUCAGAUAUUAUGGAUACUCCAAUAAUUACAACUCCUGAAAAGAAAAUUCUUCAAAGAAUUGAAAAUAUUCUAAAUGAAAAUAAAAAUAUUAUUUAUGAUAAAAAAAAAAAAAUAUAUUCUCCUAUAAAAAAUUAUUUAUCAAAAUAUAGCUUAUCAUCGAAUUUCAACAAUUUUAACAAUAAUAAUAUAGGUUAUAAAGAGAAACCUUCUACAACCUACUAUACACAAAAUAAUAUGAAUAUCUACAAAAAUGAUGAAAAAUUUAAUAGUGUGUUGAAUACAAUAAACAAUAAUUCAAACAAUAUAUUAAAAGAUUGGAAUAUCAAUAAAGAAAAAAAUGAAAAAAAAUGUAUAUUUCAUACCAAUUUUUAUAAAGAAUAUAUUAACCCAAAAAAUGAAUAUUUUAAAACUCAAUCGAUUUCAUAUACCACUGAUUCUCAAAAGCUUACAAACUAUUAUGCUAAAGAUAAUGGCAAAUCUCAAUCAAAAGCACAUUUUUUAUCAAAUACUAAUCAUAAAAAAAUCCCUAUAAAACUCAAUUCAAAUGAUUUUAAAAACAUUUUUUCAGAAAAAGAAACCACAAUGGAACAUAAUUUGUAUAAAAUAAAUCAAAAUUUCAACAUAAUUCAUAAAAAUCAUUUCGUUGAACCUAUAUCAGAUUUCGCAAAAAAAUAUCACUUUAAUACAAUAGGAUUAAAUGUAAUUAAGCAAAAAACAAAACACGCAGACCUAGAAAUUACUAAAAAAGGUUAUUUACGUCUCUUUUUUCACAAUAUGGACUGGCAAUGCUUAAUAAACUCAGACGGUAUUAAGAUAAAAAUAAUUCAUAACAACAAACUACCACAAAUAUAUGAACUUGAUGAUUUACCUGCAAAAUAUCUCAAAGCGUAUCAAUAUGCUUCCAAAUUUAUUUCUAUUUUAAAAUCAAAAAUGCCAAAAAUUAUUCUUGAUACUCCAUAUACAAAAUGUCGUCUAUACCUUAAUUCAGUAUUUGAAAUUCGUUACAUUAAUAAUCAGUCAAUGGUUGUCCAACUUGAUUCUAAAAAACAAAUAAUUAAAAUAGUUACCCAAAAUAAUCAAACAAAUGAAGAUAUAUUGUUAUAUGAAGGAAAUAUCGAAUCAGCAUGUAAAAAAUUCCCAAAAAUAAUCUCAGACGUAAUAAAUCGUUAUAAAAAGUGUCUAAGUUUAGAAAAAAAUACAGAAGAUGAUAUUAUUGGUACUUAUGCUAAAUUUAUAUCUGGAAAAGGGUGGUGGCAAAUUAAUAAGGAAAUAGGAAUAAUGAUGUUUUUAGAUGGAUCGCAAUUACAAAUAUAUUUUAAGCCUGAUAACAGCUUAGGCACACAAUCAAUCUCUUAUAUUAAAUUUAUCAAUAAUAAUACUCAUGAAAUUUAUGAACUUAAUAGUAAUAAAACAAUUCCUGAAAUUGUGAAAAAAAAAUUACUUAUCUUAAAAAACUAUGGAUUAUUAUAA